AUGUCAUCAAUUGUCAACAUGAAUAGACUUGAUAACUUGAGUCUUGGAGAGUUGGAGGCUGCUAUUGCAGAACUUACGGAUUCGUAUAACAGCGACAUUGCAACGCUUGGGAGGAUGUUAUCCCAAACAAGGGUUGAUGCUGUUCCUCCAUCAUUCAUGAGUCAGAGAUCGACAGUUCCUGUUAAUUCACCAUCUUUAUUUUCUGACAUGAGCAGAUCUCCUGUUCGAUGUCAGAAUCAAAGGCAAUCCAGUGUUCGUUUCAGUUCAUCUACGUCAGGUUUGGAGAGAACUGCAGAUUAUUACAGAGAUUCGAAUCCUGUUAGAACAAGGACGUCUACGCCAGUAGAUACUCAACGACAGAGAGAUAAUAUGUAUGGACCUGUGUCUAAUAUCUCAACCUUAGCCAGUGGUUCCAGUCGCUGUUCUCCAGAAUCUAGCAGAAGGGCCAGAAAAGCAGACAGUCAAAUGUUUGGAUUUGACAGAGCUCAGACAGCCGAUGCUAGACCAUUACAAAGGUUGGCUAAGCCUAUCGCGAUGCCUCCUAAGUAUAAUGGUGAAACACGAUUGAAUGAUUAUUUGGUUCAAUUUGAAGUCACUGCAGAGAUCAACUCAUGGAGUGAAGGUGAUAAAGCGAGAUUUUUGGCGAUUAGUCUUACAGGUAAGGCAAGUGAUAUAUUUGGUACGUUGAAACCAACUGAUGUUCUUAACUACCAUUGUUUGGUAGAAGCUUUAAAGCAGAAAUUUGAUCCUCCGGAGUUAGCAGAGAUGCACAAGGUACAGUUACGAGAACGACGAAGAAGGAACAAUGAAAGUUUGUCGGAGUUUGCUCAAGCUGUCCACCGCCUGGUGUAUUCUGCUUAUCCCAGAAGUAGUGAAAUAACGAAAGAAGAGAUGGCUAAAGACCAUUUUAUCCAGUAUUUUGGAGAUAGCCAGAUGAGAAUGCUUGUAAGCCAAGCACGUCCCCGAGAUUUGAAUGCCGCACUACACCAUGCUAUGGAGUUAGAGGCCAUCAAACAUUCAGAUCCCGAUGUACGCUCCACUCAUGUAGCUAAUGCAAAACCCAAGUCUGGAAAGAAGGCAGAAUCUGAGAGUUCUGAACUGCAUAAAAUGAUAGCAAGUUUGAAAGAAGAAUUAAAAGAAGUGAAAGAGAAGUUACGAGAGUUAGAAAAUAAGAUUUCAGAUAGGAAAAGAAGAGACCUGUCUGAAGAAACAUGCUUUAAUUGUCUAGAGUUAGGGCAUUAUUCUACGACAUGUCCCUCACCUCGCAAGAGUCCCCCUGUUGGCUCUUGGCGAGAUGGGAGGGUACCAUUUCAGCAGACUAAUCAGAGAUACACCUGCUGUACCAGUUCCCAUGCCAGCACCUUCAAAGUCACAUCAUUCUAGCUUAGACAGAACUGUUGGUGUUGUGAACCCUUCCAGUUCCGGUAUUUUUGUUGAAGGCAACGUAGA
This is a messenger RNA of Patella vulgata (common limpet), 1449 nucleotides long. RefSeq lists its product as uncharacterized. The transcript has a single exon. NCBI's taxonomy places the organism in Eukaryota, Metazoa, Mollusca, Gastropoda, Patellidae. Gene Ontology annotation, molecular function: zinc ion binding; nucleic acid binding. The record is from RefSeq and is a predicted model, not a curated record. The coding region runs from base 1 to 1383 and encodes 460 amino acids.